AUGGGGCUCUGCGCCUCAAAUCGCUCACCUCUAGUUUGCUGCGCCCCCAGGGAAGGGCCGGAGAACACCGACGGCCGUCGCGCAGAACUGGCAGCAACCCCUCUCUUUCAGGUCUUUGGCUUCAACGCCUACCACACAUCGAUCAUCAUCGGCGAGCGCGAGCUCUUCUUUGAUGGGGCCGGAAUUGUGGAGGCGGAGGCUUUCUGGAGCCACGAGUGGUGUGAAGGGGCACGGCGCAGACCAAACAGGCCGGAGAUCGAGCGGGUCAAGCUGGGCUGCACUGAGUUGGAAGCUGCCCAAGCAGCAAGGAUCCUGGAGCCCUUCUUCGAGCAAGGCUCCUACGAUAUCCUGAGGAAGAACUGCAACAGCUUCUCGGACGCCGCCACCUGGCUGCUUACAAGGCGGCGCCUGGAUCCCAAGUUCAACCGCCUCGAGCGAUGGGUGCUAGCUCUGGAGCCGCUGUCUCUGGACGUGAUCCGCAGGCUACUCGGUUUGGACCGCGAGGACCGCGACGAGGAUGCGCCUACCGGCUACAUGCCCAAUCCGCUUGCAGAAGGCUUCGACGUGGAGGAGGUUGUUGCAAAGCUCAGCCCUCCCACAAGCAAAAGCAUCUACGCAAGGCCAUACUGCUGCGCGCGUAACGCGCCGGUGAAGCCAAAGAAGCUUUGCAGCACCAGUGAAGAAGGCUCACCCAACUCCAUCAUGGACCACGCACUGAAGGAUGCGACACUCGAGAAGGCGUGGGAGCCUUCUGUGGAAGACUACCCGUGCAGUGUCUGGAAUCCUUUCGAUCGCCUCCAGGACCAGGGGGACCAGGAGCCCAUUGUGCCGCCCGUCCUCAUCGAGCGUUUGCGCUCCCCAGGAGUGGUGCCAGCCCGGACAUCAAGCCGACCGCAGGUGCAUCUUUGCGAUGAGGACGUGGUGUGGCAGUCUGACUUGGAUUGA
Effrenium voratum is the source of this 945-nucleotide messenger RNA. The record is from the annotation of a GenBank genome assembly. NCBI's taxonomy places the organism in Eukaryota, Dinophyceae, Suessiales, Symbiodiniaceae.